Molecule: messenger RNA, 2680 nt
Organism: Carcharodon carcharias (great white shark)
Lineage: Eukaryota; Metazoa; Chordata; Chondrichthyes; Lamniformes; Lamnidae
Gene: adgrd1
Product: adhesion G protein-coupled receptor D1
Exons: 21
Coding region: 404-2680 (758 amino acids)
Biological process (GO): adenylate cyclase-activating G protein-coupled receptor signaling pathway; cell surface receptor signaling pathway
Cellular component (GO): membrane
Molecular function (GO): G protein-coupled receptor activity
Source: RefSeq, a predicted model, not a curated record
ACAGCCUGGGGAAGGGAGAGAGUGAGACUGGGAGACAGACAGACAGAGGGAGGCAGGCAGAGAGUCUGGAUCAAGAGUCAGAUAUAGCAACGGAUUCAGAGAGAGAGAGAGAGAGAGAGAGACAGGGACAGAGAGUUUCCAGUUAAAUCCCCAAUUUACAGGGUAAGUUUGCAGUUGUACAGUGGGAGCUGUAACCAGCAGUGGGACAGAGGCUGGGACAUCUCACAGAGCCUCCUCCUUAACCUGGCUUCCUGUCCGGAGGAACUUCCAAAGUCGAUCAGUUCCAAACGUCGUCCCCCCCCCAGUGCUGUUGGCUGGGGUGGUAAAUACAGAAAGCGGUCGAGCAAGGAUUACAGCAGGAAGAUCUAACCUACCGCAGUCCAGCAGUCAGAGGGCAGGCACAAUGAGAGCAUGUUUGCUGUGUGUUUCAGUGGUGCUCACUCUUUGGAAGGUGACCGGAGAAUCAGAAGCAGCCCCGGCACUCACAGGUUUCCAGGUGUUAGAAUCAGCAUCACAUUAUUGGCCCUUGGAUCCCGUGGCAGGACUCAACGAACUGUGUGAUGUGAACGGAAGUCAAACAGAUAUAGUUGAGGGAGUUGUUAACAAGGGGAUUUACCUCAAUGGAGAUUCGGGUGGUACUUUCCUACACUUUGGAAGCUACAAAAACUCCUGCAUUAGUGACCCAGCACAAUGCAGUGAGGCAGGUGUCACCUUCUCCUUCUUCUGGAAGAACCUGGAGAAGCCGUCCCGGUUGGCGACUGCCUCUGGGGGGAAGGUGCUGUCAAAUGGAUUCUCCAUCUGUGCAGAUGUUAACGGAGGCUAUGUCGAAUUUUACACUCGCCAAACCUUACGCAGGUGGAAAGCAACGAUAAGCCCACCAGGUCCUGAAUGGACACACAUUCUGUUCACCUGGACACCUGACGAUGGCCUGAAGAUUUAUGUUAAUGGCACAUUCAGCACCAAUGACACCUAUGGGAAGCUGGCACCAGACUAUGAAAGCCAGUACGCUAACCUGGUGGUCGGAACAAAGAAUGAGCAGUCCUACAGUCAGUAUGUGACCAGGUCGUUUGAUGAGUUUGUGAUCUGGGAACGCGCACUCACAUCACACGAGGUUCAGCUGUACUACAGUGCCACUACAGGCCUUCCUGUUUGCACAACUGAGAGUGUGUCUGUACCACCCCCCGGGGAGUUGGAGUCUGGCUCUGCCACAACAGAUACUUCACCCUCUGUGGGGACUUAUCCCCACGAUGUGGUCAACCCAGAAGAGGGAACGGAGAAAUUUCAGUAUCCAGACACCACUGAUGGUUUCCUUGAUUCUUCCUUUGUUCUUCCCAAUGAAACGUUGCUGCAGCAAAGCGCUUCCAAUCUGACUGAGAAUUUUCUGCAGACUGUUGGUGAAGUUCUGGCCUUGCCCAGUUGGAGUGGAACAGCAGAGUCUGCGACUGUUGUGAAUGGAUUGAUUGGGAUGGUCGACAAGGUCAUGAUUCACGUGGGAAGUAAUCUGGAGGGAAGCCCUACCUCGGUUGUGAGCAUCGAGGGAAGAUCUGCAGUGGCCGAUUACUCAUUAGUCAAAGUUCCAGAAGGCUCGAGUCUGACUAAUUACCGCUUCCCAUCUCAAGGAAUGAGCUUCAUCUUGAUUCCUGGAGAAGCUUUCCACAGGAAAACACAGAUCACCAUUGUGGGCUUGCUGUAUCACACCAUGCACCAAUACUACAAGCAAAUCGAACCUCUGAAUACCAAGAUUAAUGAGUCAGUGCUCCACAAAGACCACAAGAUCACAGUGAUGAGCUACAUCAUCUCGCUGAAAAUCGAACCCCCUCCAUCGCUUUCUCACAACCUCUCCGGAUUCCCCCUCACCACGAUAACCCUGACCCACGUGCUGACACCGGCGCAGUAUCAUUACACCCUGAACAAAACCAACCAGGCCUACCUGUGGUGUGCCUUUCUCGAUUUCAGCUCGGGCUCAGCUGUUUGGUCCAACGAAGGCUGCAUUCGGAUUGGUGGGAACAUUUCGUACUCUGUCUGUCUCUGCAACCAUCUCACCAAUUUUGCCAUCCUCAUGCAAGUGGUUCCACUAGAGCUGGAGCAGAUACACCAGGUGGCGCUCUCUGCUAUCACAUAUGUUGGCUGCUCACUGUCCAUUGUCUGCCUGACAGUCACACUCAUCAUAUUUGGCAUUCUGUCGUCAGUGAGUACAAUCCGUAAUCAACGUUACCAUAUCCAUGCCAACCUCUCGUUUGCCAUUCUCGUGGCUCAGAUUCUCCUUCUGAUCAGCUUCCGCUUUCUACCAAAUACGCUCCCAUGCAAGGCUCUGGCGAUUCUCCUCCAUUUCUUCUUCCUCAGUGUUUUCUCCUGGAUGUUGGUUGAAGGUCUCCACCUCUACAGCAUGGUUAUUAAAGUAUUUGGUUCAGAGGAAAGCAAGCACUUCUAUUACUAUGGGAUAGGCUGGGGCUCACCUUUGGUGAUUUGCAUCGUUUCUGUUACCUCAGCCUUCGAUAGCUAUGGCAACGCAGACAACUGUUGGUUGUCUAUUGAAAGAGGAGCCAUUUGGGCAUUCGUGGCCCCAGCACUGUUUGUGGUUGUGGUGAAUAUUGGCAUUCUCAUAGCAGUGACAAGGAUCAUUUCAAGAAUCAGUACAGACAACUACAGGAUACAUGGAGAUGCAAAUGCGUUCAAGUAA